Molecule: messenger RNA, 5988 nt
Organism: Maylandia zebra (zebra mbuna)
Lineage: Eukaryota; Metazoa; Chordata; Actinopteri; Cichliformes; Cichlidae
Gene: prkd3
Product: protein kinase D3
Biological process (GO): phospholipase C-activating G protein-coupled receptor signaling pathway; intracellular signal transduction; protein phosphorylation
Cellular component (GO): cytosol
Molecular function (GO): ATP binding; protein serine/threonine kinase activity
Source: RefSeq, a predicted model, not a curated record
UCAUGGAAAGUCAGUUAUGCGGACAUAAUAAAAAGACUCCAAGCCCCAGCGACGGUCGCUGCUCUUUUUCUCGUCGAGCAGGGGGAGUAGUCACAGCUGGAAGGAUAAUAAGAUGCGCAUGAAUUUACAAUCUGGAAUAAAAGAUAAGAGAAAAUUAAUGCACGGAGCGGCUCGUCUCAGCGAGACUCGCUGCAAAACUAAAGUUAGUAUGUGUGAGCUGUGGGCUGUGCCGGAGUGCUUUCUGUGUGACUUGUAACAAAGUGCAGAAGAAUAAAGUUCCGACUGUGCUUCCCUCACUUGAUGGAGUCGAAAAGUUUCUUCAGCCCUCUCACAAUGGAUCGAAAAGCGCCCUGCGCCGAGAGCGAAGGCUUCCUGUGGUCAGAGUGGAUUACUGACUUCACUAAGGAGAAGGAACAAAACUCCAGGAUAUGAAGUGUGUUGCUGUGAUUUCACUGCAGAGGCCUGCGUAUUGUUCAGACACUUCUCCUCCAUCACCUGUCAGUCUGGUGACAGAGCUCGGGCGGUGUGAGCUCCAGCGGGUGGAUAGGCUGUUAGUUUGAAAAGGACAGUAUCAUUUUGACAAUAAACUGACUGUUACUGAUGAAGACCAAAGAUUCCCCCUACCAGGAGUUCAUCCACAGAAACCCAGCUGUGCUUUUUUCUGCCAGCCCUCACUGAUUCCUCCACUGUUCAGACGUUUACGUUGCAACUGGAAGAAACCCAAUGUCUGCCUCCUCUCCCCCAUCCUUACCUCGAGCCUUCCUCCACUCUGUCCAUCUGCACCACCCGUCCUUGCCAUCCACCCCGUCUGGACCCAUCUACACACGGCUGUCCAACGGCAGUCACAACGCCCCCAGCCCCACCAGCUCCCGCAGCUCUUUCCAUGGGGUGUCCUUCCUGCUGCAGAUCGGACUGACCAGAGAGACGGUGAACCUGGAGGCCAGUGACCUGUCGCUGUCUGCUGUGAAGGACCUGGUGUGCUCCAUAGUGGAUCAGAAGUUCCCGGAGUGCGGCUUCUUUGGCAUGUACGACAAGAUCCUGCUAUUCCGCCACGACUUAAACGAUGAGAACAUCCUGCAGAGGCUGACUGCAGCUGAAGACAUCCAUGAAGGAGACCUCAUUGAGGUGGUGCUUUCUGCUCAAGCCACAGUUGAAGAUUUCCAGAUCCGACCCCAUGCCCUUUACGUCCACUCCUACAAGGCCCCCACCUUCUGCGACUACUGUGGCGAGAUGCUAUGGGGUCUCGUUCGGCAGGGGCUUAAAUGUGAAGGAUGUGGGCUAAACUACCACAAGCGCUGUGCCUUCAAGAUCCCAAAUAACUGUAGUGGUGUGAGGAAGAGGCGACUGUCCAAUGUUUCACUGCCUGGACCAUCUCUCUCUGUCCCCCGACCUUUACCUGCUGAAAAUGCAGUGGUUGUCCUGGAUGAGCAGCAGAGGUCCCAUCAGGAGGCAGGGAAGCGCAUCCCGUCCUGGAGCGGCCGGCCUAUUUGGAUGGAUAAGAUGGAAAAGACACGGGUUAAGGUGCCACACACGUUCGCCAUUCACACCUACACUCGUCCUACUAUCUGCCAGUACUGCAAGCGUCUGCUCAAAGGUCUCUUCCGCCAGGGCAUGCAGUGUAAAGACUGCAGAUUCAACUGCCAUAAGCGCUGUGCUUCAAAGGUACCAAGAGACUGUUUAGGUGAGGUGGACUUCAAUGGAGAGCCAGCGAGCCCUGGGCCGGACUCAGACACUACCAUGGAUACAAUGGAGGUAGACAGUAAUUACAUGGAUUGUGGCAGAGGGAUGGAUGAUCCAGAUGAACCAUCCACUCCGGAUGAGAGGAUGUUUGAAAUGGACUCGCCGUUGCUGGACAGGGAGAAGGAUGAAGAGCCCAUCAAGACUAUUAGCCCCUCCACUAGCACCAACAUCCCUCUGAUGCGGGUGGUCCAGUCCAUCAAACACACCAAGAGGCGGAGCUCCACGGUGGUGAAGGAGGGCUGGAUGGUUCAUUACACGAGCAGGGACAACCUGCGGAAGAGGCAUUACUGGAGGCUGGACAGCAAAAGCCUGAGUCUCUUCCAGAACGACACCGGAGCCAAGUUCUACAAAGAAAUCCCUCUGUCUGAGAUCCUCCAGGUAGAGCAGUGCAGAGACUACAGCAAUCUGGCUCAGGGCAGCAACCCUCACUGCUUUGAGAUCAUCACAGCCACCAUGGUCUACUAUGUAGGGGAGAACAACGGCAGUCACUACCACAGCCCUGCUCUGGCCGCCUCUGGAGUCGGCAUGGAGGUGGCUCAAGGCUGGGAGAAGGCCAUCAGACAGGCCCUGAUGCCCGUCACGCCUCAGCCCAGUGUAGCCAGCGCUGCUGGCCAAGGCAAAGAUCACAAAGAGCUGUCUAUUAGCAUAUCUGUGUCCAACUGCCAGGUCCAGGAGAAUGUGGAUAUUGCCUCGGUGUACCAAAUAUUCUCCGAUGAAGUGCUGGGAUCGGGCCAGUUUGGCAUUGUGUAUGGAGGCAAACACAGAAAGAGCGGCAGAGAUGUGGCCAUCAAGGUUAUUGACAAGAUGAGAUUUCCUACCAAGCAGGAGAGUCAGCUGCGGAAUGAGGUCGCCAUAUUACAGAAUCUGCAUCACCCGGGUAUCGUUAACUUGGAGUGCAUGUUUGAGACGCCUGAGCGGGUGUUUGUCGUCAUGGAGAAGCUGCACGGCGACAUGCUGGAGAUGAUCCUGUCGAGCGAGAAGAGCAAACUGCCUGAACGAAUCACCAAGUUCCUCGUGACGCAGAUCCUUGUGGCCUUGAGACAUCUGCACUUCAAAAACAUUGUUCACUGUGACUUGAAGCCUGAGAAUGUACUGCUGGCCUCUGCAGAGCCUUUCCCUCAGGUGAAGCUGUGUGAUUUUGGCUUUGCCCGUAUCAUUGGGGAGAAGUCCUUCCGGCGGUCGGUGGUAGGAACUCCGGCUUACCUCGCUCCAGAAGUGCUGCGCAGCAAAGGCUACAACCGCUCCUUAGACAUGUGGUCAGUGGGAGUGAUCGUGUACGUCAGCUUGAGCGGCACGUUCCCGUUUAACGAGGACGAGGACAUUAAUGAUCAGAUCCAGAAUGCGGCCUUCAUGUACCCUCCUACGCCCUGGAAGGACAUCUCUGCAGAGGCCACAGAUCUGAUCAACAAUCUCCUCCAAGUCAAAAUGAGAAAGAGGUACAGCGUGGACAAGUGUCUCAGCCAUCCCUGGUUACAGGACUACCAGACGUGGUUGGACCUGAGGGAGUUUGAGACGCGGCGAGGCGAGCGCUAUAUCACUCACGAGAGCGACGACGCACGCUGGGAGGAGUACGCGGACGAGCACAGUCUUGUUUACCCUAAACAUUUUAUCAUGGCUCCCAACCUGGACGACAUGGAAGAGGACCCCUAGUGGAGUGGGAGACUUGCUACACCACAUGUAUCUCACAGAGUUUUCAUGAAGCUUUGAAAGUGGCAGGUUUUCCCUCCAGAACUCUCGAAACAGAGAUAAGCCAGUCGGGUGGAGAGGCUGGAAAAGUGGGAAAACCCAGCAGAGGUUGUAGUGUGAAGCACCGCUACAAGCAGGCGGAGAUGCGUGUCACAGAAACGCAUUAAGACACUGUCACAGGAGGCGAGUGCUCCCUCUUCCUUGGUGUAUAAUAAUACGAAAACAUUCCAUGAAUUUGUUCAAUCUUGGUUCAUUUUUUAAGGACUAGCAGAACAAUGUUUAUGAACACGCACAGUUCUGGAUGAAGGCCGUGCUCGUGAUGUAAGAGAGGAGUCGCGUGAAGCGCUUACGCCGGGAUUAAAGGGCACUUUUCGCAAGGGAUUUACAGCCUGAGAAUUAAACACACGAGUUUGUUCUCAUUUCUAAACUGUUUGUGAGACUGUCCUGUGGCAUGAAACUGGAACUAUCACGCAGAUUUGUCUGGGUUUUUUAAUGUAUUUUAGUAAUUGUGGUAGGUUUUUGCACUAUAUUACCAAUUUCCAUAGCAACUGAAUAGAAAACACUAUUCACUGCUACAGAACGCAAACUGUUUUUACAUUUCCCGUCAAUAUUCAAAGUUAGAAACGGUGUCACGCAGUAUUAGCUCCUUUGUCUCAGAUCCCAGCAGGUGUUUUUAACCUACGUGUGUUCAGAGUGUGAUCUGUUCAUGGCAGCUAGUAGUGUGCAAGUUUUAUCGGCUUGCUCUCGGAGAGAGAAACCAACAAACCCUGACCAAAUAUGUUACAUUUCAUUUCGCUGUUUCCUUUCAACUGUUUUCCUUUUUUGACUUUGUGAAUCUUUUGUGAAGGCCGUAACCCUGAAGUGUAGUUGAAUGCAAUACAACAAGGAACGGACUCUUUGGUUCGGCAUCACAUUUUUGUACUUUCACUGUUUUCUUGAAUGUGACCGUUGAAGCGCUCCAGUGCUGGGACGUGUUCUUUGAUGUUCUCUGGGGUUGCGGUCGAAUAGUCAAAAAGUCAUGUCCUAUGUUCUUGUUUCUCUAAGAAAACAUCACAAGGUGAAGGAAAGGUGUGCACGAGAAUUCACAGAGAACCUGGUGUGUCCACACUAGGCUGUUUAGCACUCGAUGAUGAAUAAUGUUGAUUAAGAUCAAGUUCACCCUUUGCUUUCAUGCUGGCUGUAUAAACAUAGAAAAUCUUUCCAUCCAUCCGCCCACUGGCUGCUCCUGUUCUGAGUUUGGGUUGUGGGGGGCAGUCUAAGGAGAGCCCAGACCUCUCUGUCACCAGCAAGCUCCUGUAAGGGCUGAGACAUGCCAAAGCCAGCGGAGAGAUACAUUUCCCCCAGUGUGCCCAAAACACCUCUUCUAGUAGGCACUAAGAAAACAUCUUAGUUAGAAGCACAAACCACCCCAACUAGCUCCUGAAUGACCAAACUCCUCACCCAUCUCAGGGAGAGUACAGCCUCCCUUUGGAGGAAGCUCAUUUCUGCCAUCUGCGAUCUCAUUCUUACCCAGCUCGUGGCCAUGGGUGAGCGUAGGAAACGUAAUCAACAGCUUCACUUUUACACUCAGAUUUCUGUUCGUUACAGCAGAUUGGUACAGCGUCCUCAUCAUUGCUGCUACCACGUCAGUCUGCCGUUUCAGCAACCAGAGAUCGACCCUGUGGCGCCUCCUUCGGGCGGUAGGCUCACAGGGCGGCGAGUACACGGCCAGACCCCAUGGGCUCAGGCCUGAGCCAUGAUGUUUGUUUCAUAGGGGUAAAUGUAAAUCUGUGCUCUUACCAAGAACCUAUUUGCCUUGGGAGACCCUACCAGGGCCAAAUGCCCCUGACAACACAGCUCCUGAAAUCACAUUUGAUGAAUAAUAUUUAAAAAAAAUCGCAGUUAAACAUCACAGUGAAAAACACGUUUGUCACGUUGAGAACGGUUACUCGACCUGUUCUCCUUUUUAUUUGUUCUUCAAACUAAACAGAUGUGAAAGCAUUAACGCUCAGUCUGAUGAUACACAGUUAAUAAUUUUAGUCUAUUCUUUAUUUUCAACAAACGCUUCAAACUCACGUUAAAAAGUGCUUUACCUCUCAGCUUUAGCUUUAAUAUAUUCUUAAAGAUUCAAAACAUAUAAACAUAUUAGGAUGUUAUGGCAUAAGAUGAUUUUUGAUCUAAUGAUGCAACGCUUUGAAUUAUGGGAAGCCGCCGUGUCCCCACAUUUCUUAAAUGAAGGUCAGCGUGUGUCCUAAACGUCACCUUUCCUCAGCAGAGAAUUCAACCAACACUUAUCACACCCUCCUUGAAAAAACGACUAUUCGACCUCAACCCAGCUAUCUGAAAUGUUUCAUCACCAACGUGGGCGAAACUGGCUUUUAAACAGAACAAAAUAUCAGGAGUUCCACGUUCAUUAUGUUGUCCGAUCAUUUCACACGGGAGCGAGUUUAUAUUUGCUCCGUCGGUGUGUUUGGGAGUAUGUUCCAGUUUCCUUUCUCUGUCUUUGUUGCCGCUGGAUUGGCAGGUGUCAGUGUUUUGUAUAUUUCAGUACAUACCAAUGAAAUAAAAAAAACCUAAAUGAAA